GUGACCAUUACCCAACGUGGUUUUCGUUCUCUUCAUCAAAAAAGGAGAAACGCGUUUCUAUAGAAAUUGUAAAAGUUAUUUCAUUUCAUCAAUUUUUAAUAAAAAAAAACGAUUAUUAAAACAUUACAAAAUGGCAAUAAGCUUAAGGGGUCUUUUAAGGAGUAAUUUCAAAUUAUUCAAUGCUAAUAUCCUAUCACCAGUUUCAUAUAAUGUGACUAGAUCAAUCUACAGUCCUGAAGCAUUGUCUAUGGAUAGCUAUAUUAACUCUAGAGCAACUAUUGCCACUCAAUUUCAGACAGUUUCAGAAACUUUUCGUGCAAAAAUGAAUGAAUUUACAAAUGAUGAAAACAAAAGUUUAAUAUUUACCGAGGACUUAAAAGCAAUGUUACAUAUUGUUGAUAAUAAUCCAGAAGACAUUAAUCUUAUGACAAAGAUGCUAGAAAAGUAUAGUGCUCAAAAUAAUGAGUUAAGAUUUGGAAAUUAUGUUUUUGGUCCUGUAGUGAUGAGAACAUAUUAUUACUUAGACAUGCCAGAUUUGGCAUAUGAAAUGUUCAAAAGUAGUAAAAUGAAUGGAUUCUUUGAUCAAUUGACUUCAUAUCAAAUUUUAUUAUGUCUUCUAUAUAAACACAAUAAAUAUGCAGAAGUAAGGGAAGUUUAUGAUAUAAUUAAAAGUAAAAGUACUGCACAAUUAGUACAUCCACAUAAUUCAGUUGUAACAGUAUUAGCCAGUUGUUUUAAAGAGAAUACACCAGAAAGUUUUGAAUAUGCAAUAAAUCUUUGGUCGGAUCUGAAUAGAAAAGGAUAUGAUCCUAGUCGCAAAACUGUAUGUUUAGUCUCUAUGUUAUCAAUUAAGCAAGGAAAACCUGAAUUUGCCCUUGAAUUUAUGUGGAACUUUCCACGAUAUCGGCAUAUUGAUCUCAGAUGUACUAAAUUGGAAGCUCUCAUAGCUCUUAAAAGAUUUUCAGAUAUCUCUCAAUUUUUAUCAAAAUGUUUACAAAAUGAAAAAUUUGACGCCAAACCAUUAACGUUCUUUAAAGAUCCCAUAGAUCAUUUGAUAAAAGCUAUCGAGGAAGAUCCCAGUGGAAAAGAAGAAAUUGCAAAACUAAUAGAUGAAAUGAAAGCACGUAAUCUUGUUCAGGAUUUGACAUUGGAGGACUCAAUACUUUCACCAAUUGAGAAAAAGGAUAGAACUGACAAAGCAGAAAAUGACACAGUAAAAGGUUUCCGACGAAAUUACAAAGAUUUUAAGGCUCGUUCAAGAUUUUCAAUCAGACGUUAAGUUAUUAACUUUUUUUUUUUUUUUUUUUUAAUUAAAGUAGUAUGCAAUUUUUAAACAUAAUUACAUUAAAUUGAGAGAAAAAAAAUAUUUCAUAUUUCAAUAGAAUAUUUCAAAAUGCAUUUAUAUUAAUAUUAUGUUUUCAAAAAAAUAGUCAUUUUUAAUUUGUAAGGAUUAUUGUAAUAAAAUAAAUUUGUUUUUAUUAAAUUGAAUCUUUAUCGAAAAUUA
Molecule: messenger RNA, 1504 nt
Organism: Leptopilina boulardi
Lineage: Eukaryota; Metazoa; Arthropoda; Insecta; Hymenoptera; Figitidae
Product: pentatricopeptide repeat-containing protein 2, mitochondrial-like
Exons: 5
Coding region: 131-1279 (382 amino acids)
Biological process (GO): mitochondrion organization; regulation of mRNA processing; multicellular organism development
Cellular component (GO): mitochondrion
Molecular function (GO): RNA binding; protein binding
Source: RefSeq, a predicted model, not a curated record